Messenger RNA from Anguilla anguilla (European eel), 3277 nucleotides. RefSeq names its product leucine-rich repeat neuronal protein 2-like. Lineage: Eukaryota; Metazoa; Chordata; Actinopteri; Anguilliformes; Anguillidae. The record is from RefSeq and is a predicted model, not a curated record. Gene Ontology annotation, molecular function: protein binding.
GUUUUAAAAUCGACCUGUUUUAAAUGGCCAGCGCAUCAGUUAUUCCAUCCGUGAAAACAACCAAAUAAUCGUAAACGCGACGUGAUCGAUCAGCUGACGGUUGCGAUACCUGUGCUGAGGGAACUUUUGAUUGGUUGUGAAAAUGGUAGGAAGCAAAUUGCUAGUAAGUGCUACCUAACGCUGGACGUUUUAGCCAGUGGAGUAACUGUCACGAAGAAUUUCUCAACCUGUAGUAUUUCAGUUGAAUUAUAAAGACAAAUGUAAUGGAAAUAAAGGAGUACCGGUGACAGGAGAAGCGGCGAACACCUCGAAUUUUGACAAGCAAGCAUCUACUCCAUUUCCACCGGGAUAAGGUCCGCCGAGAGUGUCCAGCUUCGACUUCCCAGAGCCAGAAUGUGAGACGGGCUGGUGGGAUCCGUCACAGCUGUCGCUAGGCAACGGGAAACCUUCCAAAACCACAGACUUCUUUCCAACACCUUCCGUCCUUCCCUUCAACAGCGGAGUCCACAAGAGUCAAAAAACGUAAAACCGACACAGGGAAAAAAAAACGUUUACAUGGUGACAAUCAAAAAGGCCAACAGCAAAAAAUAAACUCCAUGUCAUAACCAUGGAUCCUCGGAGGGCUUUGUUGCAGUAAACAUACUCUGUUUUUCCCACCAUCCAAAUAGAGCUGGGGAGACACUGAUGACAAACAUUGCCCCUUUGGAGCAUUUCUCCACCUGCAGCAACGGCAUGCAGUAGCAAUCUGCAGCUAUGAAGUAAACAGCCAGGAUCACUGAGAAACUACCGUAUCCCUGUCUCCGGCAGCCUAUUUCUCUACCCAACAACCCCCUCCUCACACACGCACAGAGUUCUCCUUCACACUGGACUUUGAGAAUAAGAACACCUUAGGAGAGCUCCUGCUUCUAGUCAUUGGCGGCUGUAGUAAAUUCGGUAGAAAACGCUGACCCUGACUGCGGCCAAUGAAAUGACAGCGAGCGGCAUGCCCCUCCUCCUGGUUCGGCUGCCCCUCCUCCUGGGCGUGGCCGGCGCCCUGGUGAUCCACUCGGUGCCCUGGCGGGUGCCCUGCCCGCUCCAGUGCACCUGCCAGAUCCGGCCCUGGUACUCCCCCCAGUCCGUGUACCGGGAGGCCCCCACGGUGGACUGCAGCGACCUCCUGCUCUCCCAGCUCCCUUCCCAGCUGCCCCGGGAGACGCACACCCUGCGGCUGCAGAGCAACCUGCUGAGCGGCCUGGAGCCCGGCGAGCUGCAGGGCCUGGGCAACCUGACGGAGCUGGACCUGUCCCAGAACAGCAUCGGCGCCGCCCGCCGCCUGCGGGCCGGCCCCCUGCCGUCGCUCCUCAGCCUGCACCUGGAGGAGAACCAGCUCCGGCAGCUGCCCGACGCCGCCUUCCCCGGGCUGCCGGGCCUGCAGGAGCUCUACCUGAACCACAACCGUCUGCGCGACAUCGCGCCCGCCGCCUUCCGCGGCCUGGGCGGCCUGCUGCGGCUGCACCUCAACUCCAACCGCCUGGCCGCCGUCGACCGCCGCUGGUUCCGCCACGUGCCGCGGCUGGAGGUGCUGGUGAUCGGCGGCAACCCCGUGGACGCCAUCCGGGACCUGAACUUCGAGCCGCUGGGCGCCCUGCGCAGCCUGGUGCUGGCCGGCAUGGGCCUGCGGCGGCUGUCCGAGCGGGCGCUGGAGGGCCUGGCCAGCCUGGAGAGCGUGUCCUUCUACGGCAACCGGCUGAGCGCCGUGCCCAAGGAGGCCCUGCGGAAGGUCCCGGGCCUCAAGUUCCUGGACCUGAACAAGAACCCCAUCCAGCUGGUGCAGCGCGGGGACUUCCGGGACAUGCUGCACCUGAAGGAGCUGGGCCUGAACAACAUGGAGGAGCUGGUGUCCAUCGAGCGCUCCGCCGUGGAGAACCUGCCCGAGCUCACCAAGCUGGAGAUCACCAACAACCCGCGGCUGUCCUACAUCCACCCGCGCGCCUUCCUGCGCCUGCCCAGCGUGGAGAGCCUGAUGCUGAACACCAACGCGCUCAGCGCCCUCCACCGCGACACCGUCAGCGCCCUGCCCAGCCUGCAGGAGGUCAGCCUGCACGGCAACCCCAUCCGCUGCGACUGCCUGGCGCGCUGGGCGGGGGCCGGGGCCGGGGCCGGGGCCGGGGCCGAGGGGGGGCCCGGGGCAGGACGUCCCGUCCGCUUCAUCCAGCCGCAGUCCACCGUGUGCUCGGACCCCCCCGAGCUGCGGGCCCGGCGGGUGGGGGACGUGUCGUUUCGGGAGAUGUCGGAGAGCUGCCUGCCGUUGAUCGCCCCCGGGACGCUGCCCCCCCGCGUGCGGGUGCGGCGGGGGGGCUCCGUGGCGCUGCACUGCCGGGCGCUGGCCGAACCUGAGCCCGCGGUGUUCUGGGUGACGCCCGGCGGGCAGCGCCUCUCGCCCGACGCCGCAUACGAGCGCUACCGCGUCCUGCCCGAGGGCACGCUGGAGAUCGCGGGCGCGGGCGCCGAGGAGGCGGGGCUCUACACCUGCGUGGCGCAGAACCUGGUGGGCGCCGACACCCGCAGCGUGAUGGUGAGGGUGGAGGGGCGGCGGGCGCCCCCUGGCAGGGCGGCCCGGCGGGGCGGGGGCGACCUGGAGGUGAAGGAGGUGACGGAGCGCCACGCCCUGCUGGUCUGGCCCACCGGACGCAGCGCCCCCUCGGCUCGCCUCUCCUGGUUGGUCAACGGUAGCCGCGGCGACGACGGCGACGGCCGCCGCCACAGCGUGCGCAUCCUGGCCGGCACGCGCGCCUUCAACCUGACCCGACUCCGCCCCGCCACGCUGUACCGCGUCUGCCUGCACCUGGGGCCCAACGACACCUCCUGCGUCCGCCUCAGGACUACAGACGCCCGGGCCCCUGGGGCCCCCCCCCCCGGUGUGGCCCCCGCCGUGCUCCUGGCCGCCUCCGCCCUGCUGCUCCUCCUGGCCGCCAAGGCCUUCCAGGGCGUGGGCCUGGUCGUCUGGCGGGAGGGGGGCCAGGGGGGUGAUGGGAAACGCCCGCCGCCCUCCUUCGCCGCGCCCCCAGCUGCGAAGGCCCAUGUGUGUGAUCCAGCCCUUCAGAAGCAGCAGCAGCAGCAGCAGCAGCGAGGUCUGGAGUCUCCAGAGGCCUCCGCAGACAGCUGCAGCAUGGAGAAGAGCAGCUCUCUCCAUCUGCAGAAUGUUUAAGAGCGCUUAGGCGGAGUGUGUGUGUGUGCGUGUGUGUGUGUGUGAGUUUGUGUGUGUGUGUGUGAGUGAGAGUGAGAGUGUGUGUGUGUG